AUGUAUGGCAUGGCAGGUUCUCCAUUUCCACUUACUCCUGCUGGAUGCUGCCGCUAUGACAGUUCUUUAGGUAACCUUAAUAUUGCGGGUGUUGAUGAUUCAAGGCCUGGAGAAGCAGAUAUUGAUCUCUCUGUAUUACAGGCAGAAAUUGAAAACCUUACCAUGAAAGAGCGCACAUUAGAUGAUCAAAUAAGAGAAAAGCAGGAAAGAUUGAGGGAUUUGAGUGAGAAUGAGAACAACCAGAGGUGGCUUUUUGUGACUGAAGAAGACAUCAAGGGUCUACCUUGUUUUCAGAAUGAAACCCUGAUAGCAAUUAAAGCUCCACAUGGAACUACCCUGGAAGUACUUGAUCCUGAUCAAGCUGUUGACUACCCACAAAGGAGAUACAGGAUGAUCCUUAGAAGCACAAUGGGUUCCAUUGAUGUUUACCUAGUCAGCCAAUUUGAGAAGUUUGAAGAGGUGAAUGGUGUUGAGCCACCUGCAAGUCUCUCACUAGCUUCAAGCUCUGGCUCUAAUGAAAACCGAGUUGAUUUGUUUAAUACGGAUGAUACCAGAAUGGAAAUCGAACCACAGGCAGUGCAAACUCAUCAAAUGUGCGCUGAUGUUAAUGCUUCACAGUCUGUUGGGGAAAUGAUGAAAAUUGUUCCUUCGAAUAUUGAUAACGAUGCAGAUUAUUGGCUUCUUUCAGAUGCUGAUGUUAGCAUUACGGAUAUGUGGAAGACAGACUUUGUUGAAUGGAGUGGGGUAGAUAUGUUUGAAGCUAAUUUUGGAAUGGCUGAUAUCAGUACCCCGAGGCCCCAAUCCUCGCCAUCCAAUCUUUAAUAUACAUGGAUUAGUUACACAGAUACAAGCAUUGCAUGUUGGAAUUCCGGGUUAGUUCGUUGGUUGAGUGUUGAAGACAAUACAUGCUAUGGACGAUACUGGGAUCACAUGGUUGAUGCUG
This is a messenger RNA of Hibiscus syriacus, 943 nucleotides long. Its product is annotated as transcription factor E2FA-like. The transcript has 10 exons. NCBI's taxonomy places the organism in Eukaryota, Viridiplantae, Streptophyta, Magnoliopsida, Malvales, Malvaceae. The coding region runs from base 1 to 822 and encodes 273 amino acids. The record is from RefSeq and is a predicted model, not a curated record. Gene Ontology annotation, cellular component: RNA polymerase II transcription regulator complex. Gene Ontology annotation, biological process: regulation of transcription by RNA polymerase II. Gene Ontology annotation, molecular function: DNA-binding transcription factor activity, RNA polymerase II-specific; RNA polymerase II cis-regulatory region sequence-specific DNA binding; protein dimerization activity.